AUGGAUGUCACCCAGGAAAACUUCUCAAGCAGUGACCCUUACUAUGUCCCGGCCUGGAUUCACAAACUAAAUGGCAUUGAGGAUGGCGGCUCGCCUGGUCCUUGUUUACGAGCAACUAACUGUUCAACGUAUCUAGAAGCAGGCUCACCCAACAUCACGUUUCAAACCCAUGGAAAGAGCAUCGUGUUCACGACCCGAAACGGCACGCAAAAGCCUGAUCUCGUCGCUGCUUGGGCUAGGAGCGCUUGCACGGGCACCACCCAGAGCGUUACCUUCAAUGUGACGGGGACACUGCAUGUUUGGGACACGGGAAAAAUAGAUGGUCGAAAUUCCUGUGCCAUUCUUUCGCCUAUUACGCCAACUGCAAGCCCUUGCGGUGCGGCCAUAAACUCAGCGGCCGCGUCAAACAUUUCCGCGUCUAUCACAUCUGCUGGCUGCGCUGUAACAUGUCCACCUACCAAUCAGAGUUCAACUAGGAAGGAUAUUUUGUUUUCAGGCUGGUGGUUGAUAUGUUUACUCUUGGCUGCACUUGAGUCUCUCUAA
Molecule: messenger RNA, 543 nt
Organism: Talaromyces marneffei
Lineage: Eukaryota; Fungi; Ascomycota; Eurotiomycetes; Eurotiales; Trichocomaceae
Exons: 1
Coding region: 1-543 (180 amino acids)
Source: RefSeq, a predicted model, not a curated record